GCCAAUCUGAAUUCGGUUGUCGGUGUAUACAGCGCUCUCCCUCCUCCCGCAUCUACCCUUUCCACGCCGCAUCUACAGCAUAGCCUGCGACGCUGAACCUCAAACACACCGCCGCUGCGAUGAUCGGCAAUAUACGUUCAUCUUAAGAAGAGAGAAAGAGAAAGAAUACCUUUCAGGUCAAUCUGCUGUAUUAAUAUCUCUUCUGGCGAUAGACGCGGAAACAAACGUCUGUGAGAAAACUGCUGGGGACUGCGCCGGACUAAAACUUCUUUGAUCAGAAACCAGCUGCCAGUAAUAUUAAACAGUUUUUGAGUUCAAAAAGGCAUUUUUUUUGUGUCUAGAGAAAUUGUCUGUUUUCCUCGGGUUGAACGGUUUCUAAGCCUGCACGAAGCGUCGCUUGCUAAACAAGACCCAUCAUAAGACGCGGUUUAAAGGUCGCGUGUUCGGCAUGUGUAAAAAAAGCUUCUUGUGAAGAAAAUUUCAUUAGAGGAGUAAUUCAGUCAGGGGAGGAGAGAAAGGAGACUCUUUUCUCCGCCUACCGGCUCGCCCGUCCGUCUCAGGCCCCCGGGAACCCUCUACCCAAACCUCAGGCUAUACCGUUUUCUUCCUCUUGAGCUGAGCUCAGCUGUGCCCGUUAACGUACGAUGUCGGGUGAGGGUGUUUUGAUACCAGACGAUCGAGCGUUUGCCAGUUUCAAGGCGGAAUGCCUGUGUGAGGAAGGCUGGGGUCUGACAUACAACAAGGCGGGCACCACGGUGUGGACCCAAGUUCUGGAGUCGGAAAAAUCACUACACAAAAUUAAGUGUCGGAUGGUGUGUAAAGAUGUGUCAGCUGAAGCCAUGUACGACGUUCUUCAUGACAUUGAGUACCGGAGAAAAUGGGACGCAAAUGUGAUCGAGACCUUUGACAUUGGGAAACUGACCGUCAACACGGACGUGGGAUAUUACUCAUGGAAGUGUCCUAAGCCUCUUCGAAACCGUGAUGUCAUCACUCUAAGGUCCUGGCUACCAAUGGGAGGAGAUUACAUCAUCAUGAACUACUCUGUUAAACAUUCCAAAUAUCCCCCCAAAAAGGAGUUGGUACGAGCCGUAUCUAUUCAGACGGGCUACUUGAUCCAGAGUCAAGGACCAAACCAAUGCACUCUGACCUACCUGGCCCAGGUGGACCCGCGAGGUUCCCUUCCCAAGUGGGUUGUGAACAAGUCUUCCCAGUUUCUUGCUCCCAAAGCAAUGAAGAAGAUCAACAAGGCAUGUUUGAAGUAUGCAGAGUGGAAACAGAGACACAACCCUGGCUUUAAACCCUGGCUCUACCCUGAGCAGACUACACUACCCAGCAUCCACCUCUCUGAUCUGAGCAUCCAGCAUGCUGACAGCCUGGAGAACAUCGACGAGAGUUCCCUCACUGAGACACACGAAAGAGACAGCGACUAACCACUGACACAUGCACACACACACACAAACACACAUUCACAAAUCUCUCCAUAGUGUCUGUUUGCCCUGUUUGUCAUCUAAUAGGAUGUGUCUGGGUCACUUUGUCCUGUGUUUACAUCAGUUAUGCAGAUUUGUAGAGGGCAGCUUGAACACACAAUCACACACGCACGCACAUACGCACGUACAAUACAUGCUGAAAAGCCAACAUAACCACAGGUGCGCUGUAUGGUCACUGGUGAUGUAUGAAUGUAUGUCAAGUUUCAGACUGAAAUACAUAUUCCUACAGAGGUUUUCAAAAAUGCCCGUAUUACGAGU
This is a messenger RNA of Hypomesus transpacificus, 1745 nucleotides long. It is a transcript of the gene stard10, whose product is annotated as StAR-related lipid transfer (START) domain containing 10. The transcript has 6 exons. Bases 645 to 1430 code for a protein of 261 amino acids. Lineage: Eukaryota; Metazoa; Chordata; Actinopteri; Osmeriformes; Osmeridae. Gene Ontology annotation, molecular function: lipid binding. The record is from RefSeq and is a predicted model, not a curated record.